GAAGAGGGAAUGUACAAAGGAUCUGUCAGAAAUGAUAGGAACAAAAAGAAGAAGGAACCUUCAAAGCAGGAAUCCACAGAAAACUAUGAAAUGACAGCGGAGUUGGAUGAUCUCACUGAGAAGAUCCGAAAAGCUCACCAGGAAACCUUCCCCUCACUCUGCCAGCUGGGCAAAUACACUACAAACUCCAGCGCAGAUCAUCGGGUUCGACUGGACCUCGGGCUUUGGGACAAAUUCAGUGAACUUGCAACAAAGUGCAUUAUUAAAAUAGUGGAAUUUGCAAAGCGAUUGCCAGGCUUUACAAGUUUGACCAUUGCAGACCAGAUAACUCUACUUAAAGCAGCCUGCCUGGAUAUACUGAUCCUUAGAAUUUGCACAAGAUACACGCCAGAGCAAGACACCAUGACCUUUUCCGAUGGCCUUACCCUAAACCGAACUCAGAUGCACAACGCCGGAUUCGGCCCACUGACUGAUCUCGUGUUCACGUUUGCCAACCAGCUCCUGCCUUUGGAAAUGGAUGAUACAGAAACGGGGCUCCUCAGUGCCAUCUGCUUAAUCUGUGGAGAUCGCCAGGACCUUGAAGAACCAAUGAAAGUGGAUAAGCUUCAGGAACCAUUGCUUGAAGCACUGAAAAUUUAUAUCCGAAAGAGACGACCCAACAAGCCUCAUAUGUUCCCAAAGAUCUUAAUGAAAAUCACAGAUCUUCGUAGCAUCAGUGCAAAAGGUGCAGAGCGUGUCAUUACAUUGAAAAUGGAAAUUCCGGGAUCCAUGCCGCCUCUUAUUCAGGAAAUGCUGGAGAACUCUGAAGGGCACGAGCCACUGACACCAACCUCAAACGGAAACACUGCAGAACACAGUCCCAGUAUCUCGCCUAGUUCAGUGGAUAAUGGCAGUGUCAGUCAGUCCCCUAUGGUGCAAUAAGACAUUUUCCAGCUACUUCAGACAUUCCUAAUGCCGUAUGUACAGGGAUGGAAAGCAAGAAAAACAUUUUUACUGCUGCUUAGUUUCUGGACUUAAUAUAUAUCUAUAUAUGUAUAUAUAUAUAGAUAAAAACUCAACAAGGACCAAGAAAUUUUCAUAUGUAUCAAUAUAUACUCCUUGCUGUUUAAACUCUUAAAACUAGAAAAUGCAAACUUUCGAAACUCUAAAUCAGCCAUUUCGUGCAAAAAA
Messenger RNA from Leptosomus discolor (cuckoo roller), 1170 nucleotides. The record is from RefSeq and is a predicted model, not a curated record. Lineage: Eukaryota; Metazoa; Chordata; Aves; Leptosomiformes; Leptosomidae.